UGGUAGUCAGUCAGUCAGUCAGUCAGUCAGUCAGCUCAUCAAUCAGUCGCUUAGUAAGUUAGUUAUUCGAUCGAUCGAACUUUGUAUAAUUCAGUGCGUGAUAAACAAGAUAUAAUUGAUAUUUCAUAAUAUAGUGUAUAAACAGCGAUAGUAGAAGAAGUCAACCAUUGACGUGAUACAUGAUGUAAGGAAGAAACGGAAAGACUACGAUUGUCGUCUGCGAGAACUCUCGAGAUCUCUCUCAGUUUCCCAAGUACAAGCAAACGAGAGAGCUUUUGCGAAGGAAGGUGACGAUUCUUUCGCACGACAUGCAGAUUCGCGCUGACUUCCAGUCGAAAGAUAGACGAUAACACACGUGAAGUUUUUGAAUUCACGUGACCGCGUUGCAUCGCGUCGCGUUCACACUUCCGGGACGACAGCAUCGCGAAGACAGAAUGAAGCUCGACCUCUUCGUCACGUGCGUCACGAUUCUGCCGGUAAUAUUGAUUAUCUCGACGUGCAGGAUAAACGCCUUCACAAUUGACAGCAAGAAAGUAAUCAACAACUCGUACGAUUAUGCCGAAGUCACAAAGCUUUCGUUAUUGUUUUUUGAGGCGCAGCGUUCUGGAAAAUUGCCGAAAGACAACAGAAUCCCAUGGCGAGGCGAUUCUGCAUUGAAUGACUGUGGUUCGAACCACGAAGACCUAAGCGGAGGAUAUUACGAUGCUGCUGAUUUUGUAAAGUUCAGCUUUACAAUGGCUUUCACGACGACAAUUUUGUCCUGGGGAGUGAUCAGUUGGCCGGAGGCUUAUGUCGCCGCCAAUCAAUCGGACGAAAUCCUCAAAACCAUCAAAUGGGCUACCGAUUACUUCAUCAAAUGUCACGUAAGCAAGAACGUACUGUAUGGACAAGUGGGCGAUUUUACGUCCGAUCAAAUGUAUUGGGGGAGACCCGAGGAGAUGAACAUGUGCAGACCAGCCUACAAAAUUGAUGCAGAGCAUCCUGGUUCUGAUCUCGCCGGCGAAACGGCAGCUGCUCUGGCAGCUUCGAGCAUUGUUUUCAAGAACGUCGAUCUCGAAUACAGCAUCAGGUGUCUCAAGCAUGCGAUAGAACUUUACGAAUUUGCCGAUACUUAUCGCGGAUUUUAUCUUGACGCGAUAUCCAACGCAAAAGACUUUUUCAAGAGCGAGGAUUACGGUGAUGAGCUGGCUUGGGCUGCUCUUUGGCUCUCAUGGGCGUCCAGAGACCCCAAGUAUCUCGAAUAUGCCUUCCAUCACUACCAGAAUUUCAACCUCGACAAGAGACCGAAUGAAUUCUUCUACAACAAUAAGGUCGCCGGAGUUCAGGUGUUGUUGGCGCAAUUGGGAGAACAAAGCGAGCAUCAGAAAGCCGCUCGUGCCUUUUGCGAUUUCUCGGUGCAAAAACAGAAACGCACGCCCAAGGGUCUUUUAUUUAUCAACAAGACCGGCACUCUUAGUCACGCUGCUAAUGUAGCCUUCUUAUGCUUGGAAGCAGCUGAUUCUAAAAUUGGCGAUUUGCAAUUAUAUCGCCAAUUUGCCAAAGAACAGAUUGAUUACAUACUGGGUUCAACCGGAAAAAGUUACGUGGUCGGAUACGGUGAGAAUUCACCGAAACAGCCGCUUCACGCUGCGUCUUCUUGCCCGGAUAGACCAGCGCCAUGCGGAUGGGCGGAUUUUGACAAGAACGAGUCGAAUCCGCAGAUUCUCUACGGUGCAUUAGUUUCUGGACCGAACGAAAAUGACAAGUUCCACGAUCAGAGAGAGGAGGACCUUUACACGGAGGUUUUGAUCAACUAUAACGCCGGUUUCACUAGUGCGCUCGUCGGACUGUUACAGCUGCAAUUGAAAGACGAAUUGUAAUCAUAAUUUUAUGUCAUUUUAAAAUAAUGAUAACGUUACAGUUUAAAUAACAACGCUUUUCAAGACGUUGGAAUAAAAACAUGUUUGAGAUUAGAGGAGUCAUCGAUCUAUUAUGACUGCUAUAUUUGAAGACUCAUCGAAGGAAAAUUAAUUUGAUAAAGCUGUAAUUUAUUGUGUUUAAAACAAUUAAACGAGCGUUUUUGCUGUGUGUAAAAUUCUUUUGUGAAAUAGAAUAUUCGUCAAUGUAAAAAUAUGUAUGUAAUUUAAUUUUACUUGUAAUAUUAAUUUUAUAUUGUUUUAAAACGAGGAUAAUGUUACAUCACAAUGCUUUCCAAGGAGUUGCAUUAAAAAUAUGCCCACAAUUAAAUGAAAGGAAUCAUCGAUCGUAGUUCACUACGAUGGCUGUAACGACCUAUAAGCAAAAAUAUAGAAAAAAAACAGAGGCUAAACAGUUUUCGGAAAAAAUGAACAUAUAUCUAUACAUAAAUAAUAGACGAAAUAUAAUAUUGCUUUAGAAAAGA
Molecule: messenger RNA, 2380 nt
Organism: Nylanderia fulva
Lineage: Eukaryota; Metazoa; Arthropoda; Insecta; Hymenoptera; Formicidae
Biological process (GO): carbohydrate metabolic process
Molecular function (GO): hydrolase activity, hydrolyzing O-glycosyl compounds
Source: RefSeq, a predicted model, not a curated record